Molecule: messenger RNA, 944 nt
Organism: Penaeus vannamei (Pacific white shrimp)
Lineage: Eukaryota; Metazoa; Arthropoda; Malacostraca; Decapoda; Penaeidae
Source: RefSeq, a predicted model, not a curated record
CGAGUCCGCCCGCGUGACGGCCACCUCGCCCCGUGCUCCUCAUGAAAGCCCGCAGAAGAACGAGGUCGAGAUCGCAGGAAAUGAAGAACGCCCACGUGAGGGACGCCGUGGCGCUGUGCGACUUCUUGAGGUUCCUGGAGGAGGAGAUCACCGCCGGCGAGAGGACCUGGACCGAGAGCUCCGCCGCCACGGAGCUCGAGUCCCUCCGGGCGGCGCAGAAGCACUACGUGGGCCUCUCCUUCGCCUCCAUCAGCGCCUACAGCUCCAACGGCGCCGUCAUCCACUACGAACCCACGGACGCCACGGACAGGGCCAUCGGGACGGACUCCUUGUUCCUGCUGGAUUCGGGCGGGCAGUACAAGGACGGCACGACCGACGUCACCCGCACGAUGCACUACGGCGAACCGACGGAGGAGCAGAUCGAGGCCUACACGCGGGUCCUGGCCGGGCAUGUGGACCUCGCCUCGGUUGUCUUCCCCGAGGGCACGGCGGAUACCCGGCUCGAUGUGCUGGCCAGGAGACACCUGUACGAAGUUGGUCUAGACUACCGGCAUGGCACAGGGCAUGGCAUUGGCAUGUUCCUCGGUGUUCAUGAAUCACCAACGCAGAUCAGAAUUUAUGGCACAGAAAGUCACCCAUUUUAUCCUGGUUAUUUCUUCUCCGACGAACCCGGUUUCUACAAGGAUAAUGAAUAUGGCAUCAGGUUGGAGAACAUUGUGGUCGCCGUGAGAAAGAACACGAAGUACACCUUUGACAAGCCCUCCCUCGGUUUUGAGCCAGUCACCUUGGUUCCUUUUGAGAGCAAACUCAUCAACGGUACUUUGUUGAGUCGGAAGCAGUGCGAGUGGCUCAACAACUACCAUGCAAACAGUCCUGCAAGUUGUCGGAGAGGAGUUGCACGCCAGGGAAAGCACGAGACCCACGCGUGGUUAGUGUCGAAAACC